CCCCCCAAGUAUCACUAUACUCUCGGUUACCAGAAUUUAAUGUGUAGAAAUCCAAUCACAUCUUUCAAAAAAAAUUUUGAUUAAAGAACUGAACAUGCCAUCCUAUUGCAGCCAUCAAUUAAUUUAAUAACAUUGUGUUUCUUUAUUUCAGGUCAGGAACCUAAGAGGUGACAUAUUUACAGAUCUGCACACUGUAAAUAAAGGCAUAUGUCAUAAAAAUGAAUAAGUAUCAUUCCUUUGGAAAUUUAUGAUGAGACUCUUGGCCUCAUACAUCUGGUGAUGGUGAAGAAAAGUGAACUGCAACAUUUGAAGUAUUUUACAACUUUUUAUUGCAUCUUGUACAGCUUAAAUAUGAAAAGCAGAUGCAGAAUUCCAGCAAAUACAGGAGUUAAAGAAAGGAGCUGAGUGGAUCCAUCAUUAUUGCAUUUUUAGUUCCAUUUGGUAUAGUUUAACAUGGAUCUAUAUACUUUAACAAAAUCGAUAGAUGACAAUCUAUCUUUCUGUAAAGAAAAUAGCACAGUUUGUGAUGGUAUUUCUUGUUUAUUACCAGAAGAUAAUUUCAAUAAGAUUUUAAAUACAGUAUUAAGUACUGUGAUUACAUGUAUGCUGGCACUAGUCAUGUUUUCCAUGGGCUGCACUGUGGAAAUAAAAAAAUUUUGGGGCCACAUAAAGCGCCCCUGGGGAAUAGCAGUAGGGUUUCUUUGCCAGUUUGGAAUAAUGCCUCUCACGGCAUUUGUAUUAUCUAUUGCAUUUGAUAUACUCCCCGUUCAAGCUGUUGCCGUUUUAAUAAUGGGGUGCUGCCCUGGAGGAACGAGCUCCAACAUCUUGGCAUAUUGGGUAGAUGGUGACAUGGACUUGAGCAUAAGCAUGACGACAUGUUCAACACUCUUGGCUCUGGGCAUGAUGCCUCUGUGUCUCUUUCUGUACACCAAGAAGUGGGUGAAUUCUAAUGACAUUGUGAUUCCCUAUGACAGUAUAGGUAUUUCUCUAGUAACCUUAGUAGUUCCUGUUGGAAUAGGAAUCUUUGUUAACCAUAAGUGGCCCAAACAGGCUAAGAAAAUCCUUAAGGUUGGCUCUGUUACAGGAGCAAUUCUUAUUGUGCUUAUAGCUGUCAUUGGUGGAGUUCUAUAUAAGGGAUCCUGGAUCAUAACUCCAUCAUUAUGGAUUGUGGGAACAAUAUUUCCAGCUGCAGGAUACACAUUUGGCUUCUUCUUGGCCUAUAUAUCUAAACAAACAUGGCGAAGAUGUCGCACAGUGGCGCUAGAAACAGGCAUGCAGAACACCCAGCUUUGUACAACCAUCGUCCAGCUCUCAUUUUCCCCUGAGGAUCUUGGCCUGAUGUUUACAUUCCCACUUAUUUACAGUAUUUUCCAGCUUGUAUUUGCCUUUAUAUUUGUUGGAGGCUACAAGUUGUAUGUGCGAUGCUUUGGGAAGACAGAAAACAAUGAAAAAGAUGUUGAAGAAGAAAAUAAACCCAAUGCACUUCAUGGAGAAACCAAUGGAGGGUUUCAAAUUGAGGACAAAGCUAAUAGCUGAAUAGAUUACCAAUGCAAUGCUGAUUGUAAUGCAUGCCUACUAGUCUAUAAACUUUAUAGUUCUGAACGACUGGGUUUAAAAACAAAAAAAAACAAAGAUUUGCCUUCUGACUCCACAACAAGGCUUUAUAAUUUAGAGUAACGUACGACCAAGACUUGUCCCAGUUUAUUUUUUUAGUUAAUAUUGGUCAUUUUGUACAAAUUAAGGUUGCCUUGGAUGUUAUUGUGCAAGCCACCCCUCCCCCCAAAAAAGUGGCUUUAUUUAUACAAUGUAUUAUAUACUGCACUUGUAUUUCAAUGUAUAUAGUAAGAGGCUUUUGUAUUUGUGUUGUGUUAUCCAAAACAUUUUAGCAGUUAUUUGUCUUUUUCUUUUAAAUAAUGAACAGCUUUCUACUUGUCAGUCAACUACCAUAUCCUUUGUGCUCAGACAAAACAGAUUUGCAGUUCAGCAACAAUAUGACUGUUGUCAUUAACGGCAAUUUGGCUUUGCAAAAUAUUUAAUAGAUCCUUUAUGCGUUUCGAAAUUAUGAAAAUCUAGCUGUGAUGAUGGAAAUUGGAAAAAAAAUCCCAAGUCAGAAACUUUGUGCUUUUAUUAUCAACUAAGUUUUUCAAGGUUAUUAAAAUGGAGUAAUGAUCCAUAGUAUGAAAGCAGUGAUGCAAACUAAAGCUACAGAUGAGUAAAGUAGCAAAAAUUAUUAUUUAGAGCUGGAGUAACUGAAACUAUUUUUACAAAACCAGAACUUGAAUAAUAAUGUUAAAAAGGCAUCUGAAAUAAUAAUAAUAUGCUCACAGCCGGCAGUCAAUAGGGCAGAAAGCUCAAACAUACUAGUUUAAUUUUGAAUUCAUGGAAGGAUGCUAUUUUGGACCAAAUAACAGAUGAAAAGCAGUUGUAAAACGGUUUGAUGCAUAGAUACAGUUACAGAGUACUUAAACACCCAGGCAGGCCAGCAAGUAGGGAAAGGCUAUUGGGGGAACAUGCCAAGGACCGCAACAGGUUAAUUUUAGUAGGAGAGCAGAGAAUUCAGGCUUUAGUUUGGGGAUUUGGAUUUGUUUUAACAGUGCAAUUCAGAAACAUAUUAUGAUUGAAAAAACAAAAAAACAAAUCUACAAUGUUUAUCUGGGCAAUUGAAGGAACAAUUGGAGGUGCUAAAUGAUAUACAAAAACAAAGAUAUGCUUUGAUCAUGUACCCUAAUCCCUGUCAGUUUUUAUUAUACAAAUUGGAAUUUCAAAUCUAUCAAGACACUUGUACAGGACCUAUUAUCCAGAAUGCUUGGGACCUGGAGCUUUUUGGAUAAGGCAGCUUUCUGUAACUUGGAUCCCCAAUAGUGAUAGGCGGAUUUCUCUCGUUUCGCCGAAAAAUUAGCGAAACUCAAAAAUUGACGCUUGUGUCAAUUUUGACCCCGGUGUUAAAGUCAA
This is a messenger RNA of Xenopus laevis (African clawed frog), 2952 nucleotides long. It is a transcript of the gene slc10a2.S, whose product is annotated as ileal sodium/bile acid cotransporter. The record is from RefSeq and is a predicted model, not a curated record. The transcript has 6 exons. The coding region runs from base 454 to 1536 and encodes 360 amino acids. NCBI's taxonomy places the organism in Eukaryota, Metazoa, Chordata, Amphibia, Anura, Pipidae.